Ricinus communis (castor bean) is the source of this 958-nucleotide messenger RNA. RefSeq lists its product as uncharacterized. The record is from RefSeq and is a predicted model, not a curated record. The coding region runs from base 43 to 579 and encodes 178 amino acids. Lineage: Eukaryota; Viridiplantae; Streptophyta; Magnoliopsida; Malpighiales; Euphorbiaceae. The transcript has 2 exons.
UAUAUUAGAAAUGACUACGCGUAAUACACUUUGUGCAAAGUCAUGGUGUUCCAGUCCCCAGCUCGGCCUUGGUUUCGCCUCUCAUCAAUUGUACGUCCUGCUCCUCCUGCUCCUCCUGCUCCUCCUGUUAGGACUACCUUGCAUAUAUCUUUGUCCCGGCCUCAGUUGCCAAAGGAAAAUGAAUCCUGGGAAAAAUCGCCACCAAACGUUGAACGGGCGAGCCCGGAGGACAGUAGUACAAACGCUAAAACCAAAGAAAGAGAUCAACAGAACACUAAAAAAGAAGAGGACAUUGCUACUGCUAAACCUGUAGAACUCGUUAAUACAGUUAAGAAAGAACAAGUGAAGAUGGUCCUAACUGAGGAGCAGAUAAAGGCAAUUUUCAAGAAAUUUGAGGCCAAGGGAGAAAAACUCCUGCGCAAGAAAGACCUGAAAAAAGCCUUCUAUCAUUUCGGCUUUUUCUUCCCUCAAUAUGGGCCCAUCGAUAUCUUGGAUGCUAAUAAAGAUGGAUUCGUCAAGUUGAAGGACCUGGAUGCUCUCGUAGGUUAUGCUGUUAAACAUGGAUAUACGGUUAAAUGAGAUAAAAUUGUAUGUCCACUGCAGCUUAUUUAAAUGUCCAAAAUUAUACUGUAGGACUACUAUUUCUGGUGAAAAUAGUAAACUUAAAUAUUUACUUUAAGAGUCAUUAGUUGUUGAAGAGUACCCAAAGAGUUUAUGGCUGUGUUAAAAAUCUAAAUAUAUGAAAAAUUAAAUUAUUAAGUGUCACGAAUAUAAAUAAUUAAGUUUGUAAGUGUACACUCAUAUAGAUGCUAUUAUAAAUAGCUUAUAAUGUUAAUCGUUUGGUAGAGGUGAGAAGCUAUUUCUUGUAAGAGAUAGAGUGUGUCUUGUGUGCUUAGAUUGUAGAAAUAUAUAUUUGUAAUAUAUCUCAUUCUUUUUAAUAAUUUUUUCUUGUGCUGUA